AUGAGUCCCUUCCCAUCACCUGAAAAAUAUGAAUAUAUUUUGCUUGCUAUUGAUUAUUUGUCGAAGUGGGUGGAAGCUAUUCCUAUUAGAACUAAUGAUCAUAAAAUCGUGAUGAAAUUUGUGCAGAAAAAUAUUUUUUUGAGAUUUGGAUGUCCUAGAGUGAUUAUUAGUGAUGGAGGAACACAUUUUACAAAUAAACGUUUCAGGGAACUCUUAAAAAAAAAUGGAGUACACCAUAGAGUAGCCACUCCAUAUCAUCUCCAAACAAAUGGGCAAGCUGAAGUAACAAAUAAGGAAAUUUAG
Messenger RNA from Spirodela intermedia, 303 nucleotides. The record is from the annotation of a GenBank genome assembly. NCBI's taxonomy places the organism in Eukaryota, Viridiplantae, Streptophyta, Magnoliopsida, Alismatales, Araceae.